UAGGGUUUGUGUGUGGCUUCGAUAAAAAAAAUCUUCGCUACCGAAUCGGAAAUCUGUAGAGACAAUUCACGAAACUGUGGAGAUCGGAAUCAAUGGAGUCUACCAUAUCGUUGAAGCUCAAAGGAAAAGGGAAAGCUUCAAAGGCUUCGGAUGAGAAAUCGAAGUUGCAGGUCGUCAAGGAAUGGAGCAAUUGGUCACUGAAGAAGGCGAAAGUCGCGACUCACUACGGAUUCAUCCCUCUGAUCAUCAUCAUCGGCAUGAACUCCGAUCCCAAGCCCCAUCUCUUUCAGCUCCUUAGCCCUGUCUGAUCCGAUUCCAAGAUCAAUAAUAAAUCUUCUCCGGUUUGGCUUCUUCAUAUCUUUACGCGUCGUCUUGGAUUCGCCGAAUCUUCUUCAUCUUCUCAGUAGCUAGCUUUUUGUUGGAUUUACCGAUUUUCGAAUGCUUUCUCUAUGGUUCUUCUACUCUCUGUAUGGAAUCAGUUGCCUUAUGAUAUAUUAAAUCGAAUUUAUGUUUUGAAUCUUAUUCAAAGUUUCGUUUUUUAACAAAGUUCAUUUAUA
Eutrema salsugineum is the source of this 557-nucleotide messenger RNA. RefSeq names its product mitochondrial import receptor subunit TOM7-1. The transcript has a single exon. Gene Ontology annotation, biological process: protein import into mitochondrial matrix. Gene Ontology annotation, cellular component: mitochondrial outer membrane translocase complex. The record is from RefSeq and is a predicted model, not a curated record. Lineage: Eukaryota; Viridiplantae; Streptophyta; Magnoliopsida; Brassicales; Brassicaceae. Bases 93 to 308 code for a protein of 71 amino acids.